UUGGGUCCCCCCUGCCCUGCGUGAGCUGACACAUCUCAGACCUGCUCUGAGAUCCGCCGUACAAGCGUGGCAACGGCAGCACUGCAGACGACUCCACGCAUUCACUUCAUCACAAUCCGCGCAGCCAAGGAAACCCACCAAAACUUUGCCCCCCAAAUCCCCGGCCCCUCAGGGUUGGGUAGAGCCGCAGAGAAGCAGCAGCGCAAACAAAAACACUCCUCUUGGCGUUAAGAUAAAAAAAAAAAAUAAAUUUAAAAAAAAAACAGAUACAGACUCGAGACGAUAAGCGGAACCGAUCAGCCUCUCCACGUACAUUUUCAUGCUAAACUUUUUCUGAAGUCAGCUUGGAACGCGGAGCAGCGAGCAUCAAACUGACGGACUGAAAAUGGCAAUCACAAGGACAGUCAUCGUUGUAUUAGGUGCCCUCAUGUAUAGCAUGGCAUCCGCAGCAGUCAAUCCUUCUGACCCAGCCACGCAAAAUGAUCCAUCUGACUCAGCCACGCAAUCCGGUCCUUCUGACCCUUCUGACCCAGCCGCGCAAAAUGGCUUGUCUGACCCAGCCACACAGUCUGUUUCUUCUGACCCAGCCGCGCAAUCCAGUCCUCUUGAUCCAGCCGCGCAAUCCGGUCCUUCUGACCCAGGCGUGCAAUCCGGUCCUUCUGACCCUUCUGACCCAGCAGCGCAAUCCGGUCCUUCUGACCCUUCUGACCCAGCUAUGCAAUCCAGUACUUCUGACCCAGCUGCACAAUCUGGUCCUUCUGACCCUUCUGACCCAGCUGUGCAAUCCGGUCCGUCUGAUCCGUCUGACCCAGCCGCCCCAGCCGCGCAAUCCGGUCCUUCUGACCCUUCUGACCCAGCCGUGCAAUCCGGUCCUUCUGACCCAGCCACGCAAUCCAGUCCUUCUGACACAGCUGCACAACCCAGUCCUUCUGACUCAGCUGUAAAACCCGGUCCAGCUGACCCAGCCGUGCAACCCAGUCCUACCAAAUCACCUGAGAAACACGGUCCAGCUGACCCAGCAAUGCGACUCGACCCUUCUGACCCAGACACAGCACCCAGUCCUUCUACAGAGCCUUCCAAACAGAUUACAACUGGCAAAAAAAACAACACUGGGUCACCAACUAAAUUACUCACCACAGCAGCACCUGAUUUUACAACUACUAUUUCUAAGAGUCUUCAGACAAUGGAAAUACAAACAACCAUCGCUCUGGUCACAACAGCCCUGCCUCUGGACCCGCGUACACAUAAGGAAAAUACUGGGACUGGCACCUCUCAGCCUGUAUUCAAUCAUAAUUCCUUUGACCUAAGCAGCAGCAGUAAGGGGAACGCCGUGCGUGAAGCCUGUAAGACGCUGGGUCAGAAGAUGAAAGGAAAUUGCACGGUGAUCGUGGAAAUUCAUGACAAACGUUUAAUUGCAAAAGUUACAAUAGAUGCUGAUCAAAAGAUACAGCCAGAAAACUACAAACCUCCAGAACAGGUCAGUGGAUAUACAGACAAUAAUACUUUGCAGAAAGAAGAUGUGAGCAAGGACACGAUACCAGACAUGUUGAUCGCCAUCUUGGCUUCUUGUGGCGCUUUGGUGCUCAUUCUGUGCUGCUUUGCUGCGUACUGCACUUAUCAUCGCAGAUCCUACAGGAAGAACCAGCAGCAACACCUGACGGAAGAGAUGCAGACAGUGGAGAAUGGCUAUCAUGACAAUCCCACGCUGGAGGUGAUGGAGGUACAGCCGGAGAUGCAAGAGAAGAAACUGGCAUUGAACGGGGAGUUCAACGACAGCUGGAUCGUCCCCAUGGACAACCUGCUGAAAGAGGACAUACCUGAUGAAGAAGACACCCACUUGUAAUGGCACCGGAUGAGCUGUCAGGAGAGAGAAACCUGCUGCUCUCAUAACGGUGGAUGGUGAACGGCCAGAAUGUAGAGAAAGCGGAGACUGACAUAAAGACUAUCAAACAUCAGUUGUUUUCAUUUGGUGCCUGGAUGUACAUGCUGUAAGUAGGUAGUUAAAUGCUAAGUAUGUGCUAGAAAUAGAAGAAAAGUUUCAAGUUUUGUGUGUCACUGCGUAUGGGAAAAUCUAAAUUCUGUAAAUGGAACGUCAAUGCAUUCCAUUUUCUUCCAAUCUAUGGCCUCUCUUUGUGCCUUAACAUUUUUUUUAUCACACUUAGAUGUUUCAAAACCAAUAGUUUUCUAAUAAACAAUUUGAUGAGCAAAAAAUAUAUAACAAACAUUGGCUAAAAUAUCCAAUUUUUUAUUUAAAACUGAAUGAUAAAAAAAAAAAAAGAAUUUAGAUUUUCCACUGCAAUGCAUUUUGGGGACUGCAUUCUCUAAAUGUGAAGCUGCCUUAGAAUUUGGCCAAAAUAAGGCAUACAUUUCACUGUCUUUGCAUUAGGAGUGUGCUUUAUGGUGCCUUAAAAUGUUAUCAAGCAAAGUCAAGUUUAAGUUUCACAUGAAAAAUUACUCCAUGUUUCUCUAAAGUGAUAUAUUCAGGAUUCAAGUUCACAGUUUCUGACCAGUGAAUUUCCAUGAUUUUCCCAUGAACUUUCAAAUCAAAGUUACAAAUACAAAGUUGUUUCUACCAGAUAAAAGUGAGCAUAAAUUAUUAUUAUUAUAGAAAUUUCCAUCACUUUUCCCAUGAAUUUUUGAGGCCCAGAAAACACAUCUAGGAUCGUGGGAACCUUGUAUUAUUUCCUGAGAGGAAUUAUAACAGUUUUGCUUGUAUGUAAUGCUUAUUUCUAUGCUUCUUCCACAAUUUGUUUGUUUUCUGUUUAGGGAAGAUUAACUCUCAUAGGCACCAAAUUACGCUUUGACCAAUGGAUAAUUCAUCCUGGUAAAUUAGACUAUGGGUCAAAAGUAUGUGACCCCCAUGACUGGCAGAUAACUUUUUCAUUAUCUGCUCCAUCUGUGUUGGUCAUCAUACCAGUAUGAAGGUUUUCAUUCUCGUCAACCUGAAACAUUUGACACUAAAUCCAACACAACUCACUUACAUUCUUUAAGUUUAGUUACAGGUA
Messenger RNA from Sinocyclocheilus rhinocerous, 3005 nucleotides. Its product is annotated as podocalyxin-like. Lineage: Eukaryota; Metazoa; Chordata; Actinopteri; Cypriniformes; Cyprinidae. Gene Ontology annotation, cellular component: microvillus membrane; apical plasma membrane. The record is from RefSeq and is a predicted model, not a curated record. The transcript is spliced from 8 exons. Gene Ontology annotation, biological process: regulation of microvillus assembly; cell migration; positive regulation of cell-cell adhesion mediated by integrin. The coding region runs from base 386 to 1843 and encodes 485 amino acids.